AUGGGAGCAGAGAUCAAAUGUAUAAAUGCUUCCUUUCAAAUGGCUUCAAAUGUUAAUGGGGUGCAGCUCUAUUGACGAAAGACCAAACAACAGAGAAACCAAGAGACUCUGGCAGGUUGUGCCGACCACAUUCAAUGUGCCAUGGUUGAGGAACUCCAAGGAGCAAACUUCUCACAUACAAAGUUUUUAUUAAUGGGAUUUCCGGAGAUCUACAAAUACAGACGUUUUCUUUUCCUGCCAUUCUUCCUAGUUUACCUUUUGCUUUUGGUCGGGAAUUCUUUGCUACUUCUUGUGAUCAAAAAUACAGAGAGUCUUCACAGUCCCAUGUACAUUUUUGUGUCUGCUUUGGCAGUUGUGGAUCUCAUUGUUCCCACUGCCAUUAUUCCAGCGAUGCUUCUUGGUUUCCUGUUUGACUUGAAUGAGAUAACUUUAUCCGGAUGUUUGACGCAAAUGUUUGUUACUCAUUUCUUCUCUUCUGUAGAGUCCACCAUACUUUUAGCCAUGGCUUUGGAUCGCUUUGUGGCCAUUUGCAAGCCGUUACAUUACAAUGAAAUCAUGAACUCGUCCAUGUUUCUGAAACUGUUUCUUUUCACACUGAUCAGAAGUGGCACUAUAAUGUCCGCACUGGUCGCUUUGGCUUCACCUUUGUCUUUCUGUAGGUCUAAUGUGAUCUAUCACUGUUACUGUGACCACAUGGCUCUUGUCAGCUUGGCCUGUGAUUCAAUAGCUAAAAAUCAAACAAUGGGAUUACUUGUGAUUAUCUGUUUUGUGGGGAUUGAUACAUCUGUUAUAUUCUUCUCUUAUGUUAAAAUCCUGCAUGUUGUGUUGGGGACUGCAGCUGGAGAGGAUCGCUGGAAAGCUUUUCAUACCUGUGGUACACACUUAAUGGUCAUGAUGUGUUUUUACUUUGUCGGUAGUGUUACCUUUCUGUCAAGAAACCUGAACAUUCCAAUCCCAAUUGAUGUGAAUACGUUUCUGGGUGUUAUGUAUAUAGUAUUCCCUGCAAGUGUCAAUCCAAUCAUCUAUGGUGUGCGGACAAAAGAAAUAAGGACUGCUUUGUUGAAAAUGUUUAAAAAUAAUAUCAACAAAGUUUCCAUUGUAAAGGUUUCAACUAUAAAGAAUUGA
This is a messenger RNA of Danio aesculapii, 1125 nucleotides long. It is a transcript of the gene or55e1, whose product is annotated as odorant receptor, family 55, subfamily E, member 1. Gene Ontology annotation, molecular function: G protein-coupled receptor activity; olfactory receptor activity. The transcript is spliced from 2 exons. Gene Ontology annotation, cellular component: membrane. The record is from RefSeq and is a predicted model, not a curated record. Lineage: Eukaryota; Metazoa; Chordata; Actinopteri; Cypriniformes; Danionidae. Gene Ontology annotation, biological process: G protein-coupled receptor signaling pathway.